AUGGAGGCAAAGGAACUUUCUAUUUCCAAAACAGCUGAUGGAAUUGAAGUAUGUUACAAAAGAAAUUCAAGUUUACUUUUCAGCCCCUUCAGGAUUUCGAAAGACGAAGAUUUAAACAGAAACACCUUGCACACAUCUCUUCCAUUCUUCAUCAUGCAAUUGUUUGUUGCCAAUGUUGUUUAUCGCUUCUUCUUCUUCGUUGCUAGAUAUCUCCGGAUACCUCCUUUUGUUGCCCAGAUCCUUUGUGGUCUGUUAAUAGGUCCUUCUGGGGCCGGAGAGACUCGCAUAUUCAAGAAUUUUGUAUUACCAUAUCGAUAUACAGCGGUGCUAGAGACAUUUGCAAACUUUUCUCUUAUCUUCUACAUGUUCUUGUUGGGUUUGGAGAUAGACCUGUCUCUAAUUAAGCGGUCUAGAACCAAGGCUCUUAGCAUUUCUGUUGCAGGAAUUCUUGUCUCCUUCUUUGUAGCCUUGCUCUGCUUUUACCAGUAUUAUGAGGACGUAGGCAAAGGUGUAUUCUGGGCUGCUGCUCUUGGAGACACAAGCUUCUCCGACCUGGUCAGAAUACUCUCUGAUCUCAAGCUCCUUCGCACUGAAACUGGCAAGACAGCCAUGUCUGCAGCCAUUAUCAGUGAUUUAAUCACUUGGAUUCAUCUCAUAUUUAUUGUUUCAAUCUUUAACAAGGUAAAGAGGUUCAAAUUUCUGGCCUUAACCGCCACAAUUGGCUUCCUCUUGGUUUGUUGGUUUCUAGUACGUCCAGCUCUAUCUUGGAUAGUUUCAAAAACCACCAAAGCAAAAGAUCAGGUGACUGAGACCCAAAUAUGGUUUGUUUUUGCUGGGAUCGUGCUCUUCGGACUCAUCACCGAUGCACUAGGUGCCCAUUCCAUCGUUGGUGCCUUCAUGUUUGGGGUUAUUAUGCCAGACCACCAUCCUAUAAAAAAUACACUUGUUGAGAAGCUAGAUGAUUUUGUGUCUGCCAUUUUGAUGCCUCUUUUCUAUAUCACUAGUGGGUUAAGAACCGAUAUUUGGUAUCUUUUCAGUAAAACUGAAGGUUGGACGCCGAUCAUGUGGACCAUAGUUGGGUGUUGUGCAGCCAAGAUUGUGAGCACAUAUGUCGUUUCUUUCUUCUACAGAACACCAUCCAAAGACAGUUUGGCUUUAGGCUUGCUCAUGAACACAAAAGGCAUUUUGUCUCUCAUCAUCAUCAACGUCGGCCGUGACAUGAAUGUGUUGGACAGCAUAACGUUUCCACAGAUGGUCCUAGUGCUUUUUACAAUGUCGUGUCUAGCAAAGCCGAUCCUGUACCUGAGUUACAAGCCCAAAAAGGCACAAAAUAAGCACAAGACGAUGGAAAAAAUCCAGUCGAAUGCGGAGUUUCGGGUGCUAGCAUGUGUCCAUAACCUACGUAAUGCAUCAGCAGCCACUAGCCUCCUUCGAGAUUCUAAGGCCACCCCACAAUCACCACUCUUCAUCUUUGCCAUCCAUCUUAUCGAGCUCACCGGCCGAACUACAGCUUCCAUGCUCGUGAUGGACGACGAAUAUAAGACUAGACAUCACUUCAGGCAUAACAAAUCAGAUCAUGUAGAGGAUGGCUACAUUCUCAACGCUUUUGGAGCGCUCGAGGAAGAGGAAAGCAACAUCACAACUCAUACCGUCACUGUUGUCUCACCUUAUGAAACCAUGCACGAAGAUAUUUGUAGCCUAGCGGAGGACAAGUGUGUUAGCCUCAUCAUCCUGCCGUUUCACAAGGAAGUGACUAGCACUGGUAACAUGGAAGAGGAAAAUAUAGACUUUGCAAAUGUUAAUCAGAACGUGUUGAAAAAUGCACCCUGUUCUGUGGGCAUACUAGUGGAUAAUGGGAUGAACAUAAGUCGGGCAAGGUCGCAACAUGGGUCCAACCGCUGGUCUGGUGGGCAUAGCCUUGUCAUGAAGAAAAAUGUGAUCAUGUUCUUCCUGGGAGGGCCGGAUGAUCGAGAGGCUUUAACAUACGCAUGGAGGAUGACCGGAAAUCCAAAGGUGAAGUUAACAGUGGUGAGAUUUCAGAUAGGUGAGGAAGCAUUAAUGGGAGAACCAGCGUGGCAAAGGGAGAAAAAGAAGGACGAGGAGCUCUUGUAUGAGUUCAGAUUCAAAACAAUGAAUGAUCCAAGGGUGUUGUACAUGGAGAAAGUGGUGAAUGAUGGAGCAGAGACAAUAAAAAGUAUAAGAGAAAUUGAAAACGACUUUGAUUUGUGCAUCGUAGGAAGGGGUAAGGGAUUGGAAUCACAAAUAUUUAAAGGGCUUUCAGAAUGGGAAACUAGCCUGGACUUGGGAAUAAUAGGAGACGCUAUGGCUUCUUCUACUCUCUCAUCCCGGACCUCAGUUCUAGUGGUGCAGCAGUAUUCAACAAAUAAGAACCCAAAUUAUGAGUUUGAAAACUUUUCCACCUCCACCCAUAUUGAAACAACUCAACUUGAUGCGAAGCCAUUCAUGAGCCACAGUAGGAUGGAUGAGGAUGAUGAGGACGACGAUGAGGAUCACCACUGA
Carica papaya (papaya) is the source of this 2520-nucleotide messenger RNA. Its product is annotated as cation/H(+) antiporter 23, chloroplastic-like. Gene Ontology annotation, biological process: proton transmembrane transport; regulation of pH. Gene Ontology annotation, cellular component: membrane; endomembrane system. Gene Ontology annotation, molecular function: antiporter activity. The record is from RefSeq and is a predicted model, not a curated record. NCBI's taxonomy places the organism in Eukaryota, Viridiplantae, Streptophyta, Magnoliopsida, Brassicales, Caricaceae.